Messenger RNA from Aspergillus novofumigatus IBT 16806, 1315 nucleotides. RefSeq lists its product as uncharacterized. Gene Ontology annotation, cellular component: mitochondrion. NCBI's taxonomy places the organism in Eukaryota, Fungi, Ascomycota, Eurotiomycetes, Eurotiales, Aspergillaceae. The transcript is spliced from 3 exons. The record is from RefSeq and is a predicted model, not a curated record. The coding region runs from base 343 to 1110 and encodes 255 amino acids.
AAUUGUUUUCCCCAGAUUGGUCAGGAUGAAUCGCUGGCGAUAAUGAGUAUUAGAGGCAUGGCUGUUUGUAAUUGAUUACUGCAAAUCUUUAUCAUCUGCGCAACCGUCAUCCGUUACAGACCUGUUAGUGCCGACGCCCUCGUUGUUUACUCUACAAUCGACCGAAUUCAGCAGAUUAUGCCACGGAAUGCCCUCACCCCAGAUGGCCCUGUCACCAUACCAGGUCCAGCCGCAGAACGGCCAUUGAAGGCCUCAACGGCACCGACAGCUGCAGCUUCAUCCACAUCGAAAUGGAACACAGACAAACUAGGCAUGCGCCUCGGUGUAGACAUCGCCAGCGCAAUGACAGCAGGAGCACUAACCUGCCCCGUCAUCACCGUCAUCGAUCGGGCAAUCAUCGAGAAAGCCGCCAAGGGCCUCCCCAUCCGCAACACCCUCACCUCCUGCUUCCGCUCGAUGCUCACCCGCCCCGCGGCGUUCUUCACAAGCGUCCCGUUUCUACUGAUCUAUACCCUCUACACAUCGACGUACCUCACUGCCAACGCUAUUGAUACGCUUACGUCGACGCUGCGCGAUCGACCCUUUGAGACAGUUUUCCCGGGAACGGUCAAGUUCUUGACGACUACGGCUGUGAAUAUGGGGAUUUGUGUUUACAAGGAUGCGAGGUUUGCGAGGAUCUUUGGGGCCGCCACCAGCCCCCAGUCUUCUCCCAGCAGUAGUGCAAGUACAGGUGUGACAUGCCACCCAUCCAGCACGUCAGCCUUGAAGGUCCCAAGAAUAAGCUACGCCCUCUUCUGCCUCCGGGAUAGCAUCACCAUCUUCGCGUCGUUUAAUGUGCCUGCGCUGCUUGCGCCGAGUAUCCCCGAUAGGAUUUUUGCGUGCCCGGCUUUGAUGCAGUUCGUCAGCACGCCGAUGCAUUUGCUGGGGUUGGAUUUGUAUAACCGGCAGCCUGCUGGGGGGCUGGGGUGGAGGGAGAGAGUGGGCAGGAUUAGGAGGGAUUAUGUGGCGAGUUGUUUUGCGCGGAUGGGGAAGAUUGUUCCUGCGUAUGGGGUUGGUGGGGUGGUGAAUGUUAGGAUGAGGGAGGGGUUGAUGAGACGCUUGUCUUCUUAAUCCUUAAAUAUUGCUCUGGCAUUGUGUUGGCGUUGGCGUUGGGUGGGUAGAUUUCUUUCCGGUUAGAUAUGGAUUGUAUAGCUGGUGUCAUGUACAGAUCACAGCUAGCUGAUGAUGAUCGGUCUUUUUCUUUAGCUAGAUAGAUUAGGUAUAGAAGCUAUCGCAUCUCCCGCUACCGCAAUUGCAGUGAUUACCAUCUGACAAG